GUGGCCUGGGCGGUGUCCAACUGGAAUCCACAGUCUGCCAGGGUGCGCUACUACCAGACCCUGCAGGCACAUCUCAAGGUGGACGUGUACGGGCGCUCCCACAAGCCGCUGCCCCAGGGGACCAUGAUGGAGACGCUGUCCCGGUACAAGUUCUACCUGGCCUUCGAGAACUCCGUGCACCCCGACUACAUCACCGAGAAGCUGUGGAGGAACGCCCUGGAGGCCUGGGCCGUGCCCGUGGUGCUGGGCCCCAGCAGGAGCAACUACGAGAAGUUCCUGCCGCCCGACGCCUUCAUCCACGUGGACGACUUCCAGAGCCCCAAGGACCUGGCCCAGUACCUGCAGGCACUGGACAAGGACCACGCCCGCUACCUGCGCUACUUUCGCUGGCGGGAGACGCUGCGGCCUGGCUUCUUCAGCUGGGCACGGUGUUUCUGCCAGGCCUGCUGGAAGCUGCAGCAGGAACCCAGGUACCAGACGGUGCGCAGCAUAGCCGCUUGGUUCACCUGAGAGGCCGGCGUGGGGCCUGGGCUGCCGGGGACCGCGCUUUCCCCGGGCCUCACUGAGCGGGACCUCACCCACCUAGGGACUCACUAGUCUGGGGAUUUACCUACCUGGGGCCUUACCAUCUACUGGGCUCACUUCCCUGGGACCUCACCUGCCUGGGGCCUCACCUGCCUGGGGCCUCGCCUGCUGGAGGCUUUGGUGGCUGACAUGACAUUUACCUGGGAUUUCACAUGCCAGCCUUCAUGGCUGCCAGGAGCCUGCCCUGUUGGGGACCUUGCCUGCUAGAGGCAGCACCUACUGAGGAUCUCACCUGUCGGGACUUGACCUGCUGGGGUCCAGCUCCCAGGGACCUUGCCAUACUGAAUCUCACCUGCUGGGAGCCUCACCUGCUGGGGACCUCACCCUGGAAGGCACUGGGCCCUGGGAACCGGCACCCUCGAAGCCUUGCCCCAGGUGAUGGUGCUGGCUGGCUGACCUGU
Molecule: messenger RNA, 986 nt
Organism: Sapajus apella (tufted capuchin)
Lineage: Eukaryota; Metazoa; Chordata; Mammalia; Primates; Cebidae
Product: alpha-(1,3)-fucosyltransferase 5
Exons: 1
Cellular component (GO): membrane
Molecular function (GO): alpha-(1->3)-fucosyltransferase activity
Source: RefSeq, a predicted model, not a curated record